GACUGAAAAGCAUUUCCUUGAGGACGGCACAGCUUGCCCUACCCAAAACAGUCUUCUUUUUUUUUUUUUUCCUGGCUGGGCCAGUUUCAUCUGAAAUACAGAGUGACCAGAGGAAGGACACGUUGUAUAUGCUUACCUGAUUGGUACAGCUGUGUGACUACCUCCCAACCUGGAAAACAGGUGAAGAAGGGAGAGACUAAUAUACUGUAUAUGGAUUGCCUGUAAUGGACCUGGCACGACACCAGCACCAGGUCAGCGCUGAUACUACUUCCCCGGACACCAGACGGCUCAGCUCAGAAGCACGCUGGCCCACUCCUGAGGCGGUGAAUCUACUCUUUGCUCCUGAAGGUGCAGAAUGAGGCGGUGAUGUGUUCCCACAGAACAACUCAACCCUUGGGGAUUAUUCUCUCUUGUUCUGUGCAUCCUCUGGCGGUCAAGCGCUGAAGUGAACUGCCGUGUGGCAAUGGGGGAUGAGAGGCGCAUGACGCGGAUGCUGUUGGAAUGCAGUCUCAGUGACAAGUUGUGUAUUGUCCGGGAGCAGCAGUAUGAAAUCAUCAUCAUCCCAACCCUUCUGGUUGGGAUCUUCCUCAUUCUCCUCGGGGUCAUCCUGUGGCUUUUCAUCCGAGAACAAAGAGAGCACCAGCAGUCUCCUGGACUACAAGGUGUUGCCCACGUGCCUCCAUCUAGGGACCUAAGCUGGGAAGCAGCAAGACCUGAAGGAAGUGUGUUUGUACCACUUAAGGAGACAUCAGUGGAAAGCCUUCUACGAACUUCCACACGUGCCCUGGCUAAGCUGCAGGUGCCCCGGGAGCACCUCUCUGAAGUUCUGGAGCAAAUCCACAAUGGUAGUUUUGGGACCAUCUACCGAACCAAGAUAUAUACUGGGGACCCUGAUAAGCCCAAGAGUGUUGUCCUCAAGGCUUUAAAAGAACCAGCUGGGCUCCAAGAGGUGCAGAAGUUCUUAGGGCAAAUCCGGUUCUAUCAGUACCUGGGGAAGCACAAGAACCUGGUACAGCUGGAAGGCUGCUGCACAGAAGGGCUGCCGCUCUAUAUGGUGUUGGAGGAUGUGGCCCAGGGGGACCUGCUCAGCUUUCUCUGGACCUGUCGCCGGGAUGUGAUGACCAUGGAUGGCCUUCCCUAUGACCUCACAGAAAAACAAAUAUAUCACAUUGGGAAGCAGGUCCUUUUGGCUGUGGAAUUUCUCCAGGAUAAGCAUCUGUUCCAUGGGGAUGUGGCAGCCAGGAAUAUCCUGAUCCAGUGUGAUCUCACUGCUAAGCUCUGCGGACUGGGCCUGGCUUAUGAAGUCCACUCCCGAGGGGCCAUCUCGUCUACUCGCAUCGUACCCCUCAAGUGGCUCGCCCCAGAACGGCUUCUGCUGAGACCGGCUAGCAUCAAAGGAGACAUCUGGUCUUUUGGGAUACUGCUCUACGAGAUGGUGACGCUAGGGGCACCUCCAUAUCCUGAAGUCCCUCCUACCAGCGUCCUACAGUAUCUCCAAAGAAGGAAAAUCAUGAAGAGACCCAGUAGCUGCACACACACCAUGUACGGUCUCAUGAAGUCCUGCUGGCGUUGGAGUGAGGACAGCCGCCCCUCACUUAGAGAGCUACACUCACGCCUAGAAACUGCCGCUCGAACUGCAAAUGACAAGGCUGUGUUGCAAGUACCAGAGUUGGUGGUGCCUGAAUUGUACGCAGCUGUGGCAGGCGUCAGCGUGGAGAGUCUCUCCUAUAGCUAUAGCGUCCUUUGAAGAUCCUGGGGCAACACACAUUUUUGGGAGAUCAUAUACUCUUGGAACCAAUUCCUCCAAGAACAGAGAAAAGACUUUCUACUGGGACAUAAAGGGAGGUACGGGACAUGGAUCCUGCGUCUUCCCCUGCACAUUUCCCUAGAAACCUGAAAUGAUGCUAGAUGAGGCUGCACGCACCAUACACCCUCGAGACUGAGAAGUACAGUUUCAUUUCUGUUAUCCCAGUCCUGAAGAUGCAGGGUAGAUGGGAUGGACCGUGUCAAUGCAAGGGAGGUUUUACAAGUGUGCAGUGUUUGUCGCAGCAUGGCACAGAUAAGCUGGUCCCUCCCACCACAGGCUGGUUUCCUUUGAAACACGCUUUUAUCUAGACUAUUAUAAGGUCCAGAAAAUUUGAAUCAAAUGAGGGAAGAGAAAGCUGAUAAAGAAGUUGAUGAGAAGAAAAUUGAAGGUUCUACUUGCUCAGGAGUAUAGAUGAGGACCAAGGUCAUCCUUCAGAGAGAAGGGGGAGGAAGGACAUACAGGACUUCAUUCCUGGUCCGUUCAUGCAGGGCUGAAGGAGAACCAUUAAGGAAGACUUCUGAGCUCCCCCUAAGGUGUAUAUAGGAGAAAUAUGGUCCCCUUUGAUCUAAUUCUGAGGUAGGUGAACCCUGUUGGUACCAUUUUAACUAGAAGCUGGAGAGGUCAUUUCAUGAUUAAGAACAUUCAACUUGUACUUUUCAACAGUCUGGCUUCCUGGCCCCUAUAAGACUAGGGAGACUGAGCCCAGAGGGUCAAUUGGGUCGAUGAUGAAUACACUGUGUAUUUAAUAAAUGGGAAAUAUGGAAAUCAAGCAAAAGUGCUUGGUAGGCAAGGACGUCUUUAACAAGGGCUAGAAAAGGAUGUAACCUGAGAUGGAAGGAUGAUGGGUUCCCAUUUUCAAUCAUCCAAUGAUCUACUGUGAAAGUUAUUUCAUUAAAUUCAUAUUUAUUGAGUGAAAGUAGGCUUUUCAGGUUAUACAGUUGCCAAAAUCUCUCCAAUAGGAAGGAUAACAGUAGAUAAAUGAAAGCUAACGUCAACAGAAAAAUUCAAGAGGCAAUCUACAUUGUCAGAAAAGGGAUUCCUCAUGCGUGAAAAGGGGAUACUACCUACCUCACAGGGUUGUCAUGAGGAUUGAAUGAGAGUAUAUAUUUGUACCGUAUCUGGCACAUACUAUGUGCUCAAUAAAUGUUAAUUUCCUUACUCUCAUCCUUACUAGCCUAGAAUCUUUCAUAUCUUUUUCAUUUAACACCUACGGUGGCCAAGAAGAGAACCUCAGUCUGUCAGUCACACUGCAAGGGAGGACAUGCUUAAAGAUGAUGGUAUGGUACAAAUACCACUUGACUAAAAUGAGGAAGUCAUAAUUUUUGUGUGAGCGUCUGGAUGAUGACAGUCAUCUCCUACUAGUUCAAAAUACUGGAAAUACCAUGAUAAUGACAGUUCAGCUGAACAUGUGGUCUGUGAUUUUAAACAAUACCUUGGAUACUCUAGAAGGGACAUCCAAGGCUGCUAUAGGAAAAUGACUGGCAGUUGAAAAACUUGCAGAAGUUAGAAUCCUGAUGGAGUCAUGAUGAGUCGCCCAACUGAAUAAUGAUUCUUGCACCUCUAGGAAUACCGCAGUGACUAGACAGAAUUUAAAUGCGUGGUAAGCAGCAAUAGGGAGAAGGGAGGAAGAAUGGCUCAGCACAAAAUGAUGAAGUCCUAUGGAAUCUCAUUGUUCUCAGCUGUUCAUUUAAGUCAAAUUUACAAAAUAUUUAUUUAUUUAUUCAACUAUUUUCAAAGAAUAGAGUGUUAAGGCCAACUGUGCCAGACGCCAUGCUAGGUGUUGGAUAAUAAGAAAAGGAGAGCUUUGGCUUACAGUCUAGAAAGCAAGAGACACUAUAUACACAUUUAUGUGGGUAUUUGUUAAUUACAGCUGUGAUAAGUGCUGUGAAGAAAAAGUAUAGGGUAGUAGAAGGGAGUAUAAAAUGGGGACCUCCCUGAAAAAAUGGCAUUUAGACUGAGACCUUAGGGAUGGGUGAGUAAGCCUGACAGUGAGAAGAGCCUUCCAGUUGAAGGAUUAUGUAUGUGAAAACUCUGAGGCAAGAAAAAACUCAGCUUGAGCAACUGCAAGGAGGCUAGUGGGAGGGAGGUACAGUGAAGCGGGAGGAGAGUGGUGCAUGAUGAAAUGGAGCAUUGCUCUUUCACGCUGUAUUUUUUUUUUGCAAGGGAAAUAAUGAAUUCACCUUUACCAAUGAUAUUCAAAGUAGCACUCGACACUCAUCCAUCAGGGGUAAAUUAGGAAUAAUAAAAAUCAACUCUACCAACAGUCUGGGAAUAGAUCAGAUGAUCCAAGAGGGAAUACUUCUCAAAAUCCCCACCAUGUACAAAAAGAGACUCAAUGGAAAAGAGUAGCUUUUAAAAUAUGUAAGAGAAAAAAAUAUUAAUUCUACAAAUAGUUAUUCAUUGUAUACCACAUACAAAGCUCAAAGUUAGCUUCUAUGGAAGAAAUAAAGACAAAUCCUGAAUGACUCAAGCCCUCAAGUCACUUAUUUGGUAGUAAAUUGGUGCCCCUCAUUUUUUUUUUAUUACAUAUCUUUAUUAGGAAAAAUAUUUUGAGCACUCAAUCCUAAUAAAAUUAUAUAAUUUAUAUGUAGAUAUAAAAUAUACACAGUAUAAAAUAAAUGCAAUAUAAAUUAAAAUUGGUAAAAUAAAGAAAUAUUUUAAAAUUUU
Messenger RNA from Balaenoptera acutorostrata (minke whale), 4474 nucleotides. It is a transcript of the gene STYK1, whose product is annotated as serine/threonine/tyrosine kinase 1. Bases 464 to 1747 code for a protein of 427 amino acids. Gene Ontology annotation, molecular function: transmembrane receptor protein tyrosine kinase activity; ATP binding. Lineage: Eukaryota; Metazoa; Chordata; Mammalia; Artiodactyla; Balaenopteridae. The transcript has 12 exons. The record is from RefSeq and is a predicted model, not a curated record. Gene Ontology annotation, cellular component: signaling receptor complex. Gene Ontology annotation, biological process: protein phosphorylation; positive regulation of kinase activity; multicellular organism development.